AGUAAUAGCCAGUGUUGGGUGUGUUGUGUCGGUGUCUCUCUCUGUCUGUGAGUUUGAGCAGUAAAAUGGCAGAAUCCAGUCUUUCUUUGGCUCAUCAUUUCAGCUGUGCGGUGUGUCUGGAUCUCCUGAAGGAUCCAGUCUCCAUUCCCUGUGGACACAGUUACUGUAUGAGCUGCAUCACAGACUGCUGGAAUCAGGAGGAUCAGAAGAGAGUCUACAGCUGCCCUCAGUGCAGACAGACCUUCAGCCCCAGACCCGCUUUAGCUAAAAACACCAUGCUGGCUGAAGUGCUGGAGAAACUGCAGAAGAGCAAACUACAAGCUGCUGGUCCUGCUCAGAGUCCCGCUGCAUCUGGAGAUGUGGAGUGUGACGUCUGUACUGGAGCCAAAAACAGAGCCGUCAAGUCCUGUCUGGUGUGUCUGAACUCUUACUGUCACACUCAUUUCCAGCGCCAUCAAGAAAUUCACCAAGGAAAUCGACACAAAGUGACUGAAGCCACUCAUAAACUGCAGGAGAUGAUCUGUCCUCAACACAAGAAACUCCUGGAGAUCUUCUGCCGCACUGAUCACUGCUGUAUUUGUUAUCUGUGUUUGCUGGAUCAACACAAACACCAUGACACUGUUUCAGCUGCAGCAGAGAGGACUGAACUACAGAGUCGGCUGAGGGAAACCCAGAGCAGAUUCCAGCAGAGACUCCAGGAGAGACAGAAGGAGCUGGAGGAGCUGAGAGAGGCUGUGGAGUCUCACAAGCGCUCUGCACAGGCCGCAGUGGACCACACCGAGAGGAUCUUCACUCAGCUCAUCUGCUGGAUUGAGAGAAGCCGCUCGGAGCUCACGCAGAUGAUCAGAGAUGGAGAAAAGACUGCAGUGAGUGGAGCUGAAGAACGACUGGAGCGACUGGAGCAGGAGAUCAAUGAUCUGAGGAGGAGAAACGCUGAGCUGGAGCAGCUUUCACACACAGAAGAUCACAUCCAUUUCCUCCAGAGUUUGCAGUCUCUCUCUGUCCCUCCUGGAUCUACAGACUCAUCCAGCUUUAUUAGCAGCUCGCAGCUCGCUUUUGAUCAACUUGCUGAAUCUGUGUCUCGUCUGAGAGACAAACUGCAGCAGUUCUGCACUGAGGAGAUGAAGACCAUAUCUAGCAGAGUGAGCAGCAUUAGCAGGAUUCCCGCUCCUGAACCACAGACCCGUGAGCAGUUCCUCCAGUAUUCUCAACAGUUCACUUUGGAUCCAAACACAGCGUAUAACAGGCUGGUUCUGUCUGAAGGAAACACAGCGGUGGAAAAUAAACGUUCAGUCCAGCCGUAUCCUGAUCAUCCAGACAGAUUUGAUGGUUGGCGUCAGGUGUUGUGUAGAGAGAGUGUGUGUGGACGCUCUUACUGGGAGCUGGAGUGGAGCGGUGAGGAUGUGGAAAUAUCAGUGUCAUAUAAGAGCAUCAGCAGGAAGGGUUUGGGUAAUGAGUGUGUGUUUGGAUUUAAUGAUCAGUCCUGGAGUUUGUCCUGCUCUGCUCACAGUUUCAUAUUCUAUCAUAAUAAUAUAAAGACUGAUCUCCGUAAACCCUCCGUCAGCUGCUCUAGAAUAGGAGUGUAUGUGGAUCACAGUGCAGGAACUCUGUCCUUCUACAGCGUCUCUGACACAACAAUGAGCCUCAUACACACACUCCACACCACAUUCACACACACACUCUAUCCUGGAUUCAGGGUUUAUGUUUGUUCAAGACUGAAGCUCUGUGAUCUGACAGUGUAGAGUUCAAGAUGUCUGAAUCAGUCAUCACUGCAUUCUAGUUUAUAAUGGCCUGUUUCCUGCUAGACAGUUGAUAGGGGGUUCUGGAUUGGUUGCUAGGCGGUUGCUAUAGUGUUGCUAUGGGGUUGCUAAGCGAUUGCUAAGGUGUUCUAGGUCAUUGCUAAGGUGUUGCUAGGUGGUUACUAAGGUGUUGCUUGUUAGUCACUUAGAUGCCGCUAAGGUGUUGCUAGGAUGUUCUGUGUUGUUGCUAGGCAAUUGUUAAGGCAUUACUAGGCGGUUGCUAAGGUGUUUAAGUGGUUGCUAAGGUUUUGCUAGGUGGUUGCUAAGGCAUUGCUAGGUGGUUCCUAAGGUGUUGCUAGGCGGUUGCAAAGGUGUUCUGGGUUGUUGCUAAGAUGUUGCUAGGAUGUUCUGUGGGGUUGCUAGGCAGUGGCUAAUGUGUUCUAAGUCUUUGCUAAGGUUUUGCUACUUGGUUGCUACGGUGUUCUAAGUCAUUGCUAAGGUGUUACUAUGUGGUUGCUAAGGUGUUCUUGGUCGAUGCUAAGGUGUUGCUAGGUGGUUGCCAGGGUGUUCUAAUUGGUUGCUAGGUAGUUGAUAUGGUGUUGCUAGGUGCUUAUUAAGGCAUUGCUAUGUGGUUGCUAAGGUGUUGCUAGGUGGUUGCUAGGGUGUUCUGAGUGGUUGCUUGGCCGUUGCUAAGGCAUAACUAGGCAGUCGCUUAGGUGGUUGCUAGGGUGUUGUGAGUGGUUGCUAGGCGGUUGCAAAGGCAUUGCUAGAUGGUUGCCAAGUUGUUGCAAGGUGGUUGCUAAGGCAUUGCUAGGUGGAUGCUAAGAUGUCGCUAGGUAGUUCCUAAGGUGUACCAAGUAGUUGCUAGAAUUAGCAUAAUAUGUGAGUAUGAAUUUAGUAUGAUUUAGCAUGUUGCUAGUAUGUUUAUAGUAUUAAUUAGCAUGUUGCUAGUAUAUUGCUAGUAUGAAUUAG
This is a messenger RNA of Danio rerio (zebrafish), 2711 nucleotides long. The record is from RefSeq and is a predicted model, not a curated record. Lineage: Eukaryota; Metazoa; Chordata; Actinopteri; Cypriniformes; Danionidae.